AGUAGACACAACUAGGGUGGAGUAUAUAAUUCCCCUCAGAGAGAGUUUUUCUCUCCCCUUUAUCUGGGUACAGAUAGCAGCCACAACAUACUACUUCAGACAUAACUGUUCUCCAAAGAAAGAGAAGCUGUCUGUGGUGAUUAUCUUUCUCUCCACGCUGUGUUUCUCCCUCUGCUGGCAGUUUAACCAGUUUGUUCUGCUACUCCAGGCCUUCGCUUUAUUUGGAACCUGGGUCCUAGACAUGGUGCCUUCCAGAAAGACUCAGAUGCUGUUUAUUGCCCAGGGUUCCUCUUUACUACUCACGUGCUUCCUGCAGUUCUUCAACAAAAUGAUCCUAGGGUCUUUAGUCAUGAGUUUUAUUCCCUCUGCCCUUCUUCUUAUUCAACUCAAGGGAGAUGAGAUGAAGCCGUGCAGUGUUCCUAGUCGAAUCAUUAAAGUGUUUGGUUAUUCUAUAACAGUUCUGGUCUCCAUGAUAAUAUUACAGAAUUUAUUCAAGUUAAUACUUGGGAUUGAUGCAGAUGAUCAUAUCUACAAAUUCAUCAUGUCUAAAUUUAAUGUAGGUCAUGCAAGGGAUUUUGAUGCCCUCUUGUACCUAUGUAUUGAUGCCUUUGGAUUCCUUCAGUUUGACACAUUUGAGAGACUCACACAAGGAGUUGUCUUCCCUUUAUAUGUUGUCACACAUCUAGGAAUGUUAAUUAUUUUAUUUAUAGCAGUUCUGCAGAACUGGAGUAACCAUGUACAUGACACUAAUGUCAAAGAUCACACAAGUGCCAAAAAAACCCAUCUUCUGAGCUGUCGUCCAGAAUUAGCCUACCAUGCAGUAUUAGCGGUGUUCUUUGGGAUGCUGGGAAUGUCUACGCUACGUAUGAAGUACUUGUGGACUCCCUACAUGUGUAUCCUAGGGAGUGUGGGAAUCAGUGACUAUAAAGUCUGGAGGACACUACUGUCUCCCCUCAAAACACAGGGCAUUAUAGUUCAAAUAGUCAGGCACUUCAUGACUCUGUUGACUUUAACAAUUUUAUUGGCAAUAGCGCUUUCACCUCUAUUGAAAGAGUUAGAAGAAUUAAAAGAGUUUUGGGAUCCAGAUACUGUUGAACUUAUGGAGUGGAUCAAGUCCAAUGUGCCAAAAGGUGCCGCAUUUACUGGCAGUAUGCAGCUGUUAGCCGGGGUCAAGCUGUGUACAGGCCGACCAAUCACAAACCAUCCACAUUACGAGGACAAAUAUCUCAGAUUUAAAACCAAAGAGCUUUACCAGAUAUAUGGGAGAAGAACACCUAAAGAUGUCCAUGACAUUUUAAAGAAGUACAAAUCAAGUUAUAUCAUCUUAGAGGACAGUAUUUGUUUAGCACCUUCUAAGGGGUGUCGGACACCUGAUAUUGUAGAUAUUGAUAACGGAGUAAUCCCAGAUCAUGGUAAGGCAGAGCCAGGAUUAGUCAAAAGCAACAUUCCUAGAUUCUGUGAUGAAAUACGAUAUGAAUCUCCAGCAUAUACAAAAUACUUCAAACUUGUGUUCAGUAAUCGGACAUUCCGUGUUCACAAAGUAUUAUGAAAUCUAAAAUAUCAUAAUAAUAUUCAGCUAGUGACUGUUUAAUUACCUCUUUUUUACCAUCUCCCAAGUUUUUAUGCCCUUGUACUCGAUGAUUUAGGGGUAUAUAGUUUAUGGCCUGUCUGUCUGUCUGUCAGCAGAAACUUUUACCAUUGCCAUAAUUCUUUGGAUUUGUCAGUGUAGGGAGGUUCAUUUUUUACAUGUGUUUUCCUGACAAGACGCUUUUUGAUCUCUUAAUAUUGACCUUGAAGUUUGACAUUUCUUUGAAUAAAAUAUUCUUGCCCUCACUUUUGCUUUGGCUUUCUUAUAUAAUGUGUCUUCCUUGUGACAAGAUAUUUUUUGGGGUAGCAAUAUUUACAUGUUUAUGGCAGUGAGGCUCUUGAUCUUGAAAUUGACCUGCGGUACUUUUAAAAAAACAAAAGCUUUUGAAUGACUGGUGCUAGGGCUUUCGUAUUUCAUAUGCGUAUUCCUUAUGACAAGAACUUUCUUUUUUGAACCAAUUUUUCAACCUCUUCACUGUGACUCGAGAGUUUGACUGGCAUUUCAAAAUUUUGUAGCUUGGGAUUAACUGCCAUACGGGAGCAUCAGUGUUUUACAAACAGAUCAUGUUUUUCCUGAAUUUAGAUUGAUUUAUAUUUUUUGGUCCCAUGUAUGUUUUGAUAUGCUUAUUUCUGUGCUGUUGUUUUUUUUUUUUUAACUGUAUACAGUGUACAUCUUUUCUGACUUGCGUUAUGGUUUUUUUUUCUUUUUCAUAAAAUCAGUGGCUUUUUGUAAUGAAACUUGGUUUUUCUCAUCAUCAUUAGAGGUGUAACAAUACGGCAAUACAUCGAUCAUAUUGAUCACAAAGUAUCACGAUACGCAUAUAGUAUUGCCAUAUAUGUAUUGUGAUAAAGUUAAAGUUAAUUUUCAUUGUCUUAUUUGAAAAUCCUACAUGCAAACUAAGAAAUGUUAAUGUUUCAGACUGAUUGAGAACAAGGUAGCAACAAAAAAUAAUAUAAUGCUAAGACUAUAAGUAACUGGUUAGGGGUCUCAAGAUGUUUUUUUUAUAUUUUCUAUGAAUUUGGAGGUUAGCAAGCAAGAAUAUGAAAAAAGAUCAGUUAUUUUAAUUGUUUACAGCUGUAUCAUGAUACAUUUGUAUCACAUGUCCAUAUCGUGAUAUGUAUUGUAUUGUUAGGUAGCAUGUGAUACUCGGGCCUUAACUCACCAUAUACAUGAACAUGUAUUCUGAUUUCAUUGGAUAGGAAAAUUCAUAUCAUAUAACCUAAGUUUUCUACGUCACAGUGACAUGUCAAAAAUGUAUCAAUGUUCCAAUCCGCUUGACGUAUAACAUUUAAAAUGUUAUUACACAUAAUUAAAAAAAAAAUGAAAUAUGUAUAGGAAUGAAUUUAAUAGCUACUCAAGUGAUACAAAAACUAAAAAAGGAGCUGCACAGUGGCAUUGUAUUUAUAACAAAGAUUCUUAAAAGUCUCAUUAAAUUCAUUCAGUGGUAAAAGAGGAGUUGCAGAUAAGAGAUGGGUACCCCAAAGCAUAACAGACGGACAGACAUCCAGAUCACUAUAUACAUGUACCCUCCCGCUUUUCAAGUUGGGGGUAUAAUUACAUAGGAAGUAUUAAAUUCAUUCCUUGUAAAGAUCCAAAUAUCCGAAGAAUAUUGAAAUGAAAUUUUUAUCAAGUGUGGAGAAAUGGUGUGUAAAUAAUAGUAUAAUUUCUGCAUGUUUGGUAUGAAUGAAUGUAAACUUAGGCAUUAAAAAGGAAAAUUUAUAACAUCUAGUCAAACUAAAUGAAGUGAAAAAGCUUCAGAAAUUCUUGCCAUUUUUGUUUGCCAGCAUAAUUAAUUGUAUUAAUGCACUAUUAUAUGUAGAGUUGAACUGCUGUGUCUCAAACUUCAAUAAUUGAAUUCCAUUGAUAUAUCAAAGCAAGAUGGAAGUCCCAACCAUUUUUUCUUCAAUUUGUAUCUUAGCAUAGAUAUCUCAAAUUGUUUAUUUGAAAAAGGUCACAAAAAUUAGCAGGGUUUAGUUGAUCUGUUUUUGUAAAUUAAAUACUUUUUUGUUUUUUUCCCUUCUGUUUCAUUUAAAUGUACUAGUUAUAUUACAUUUGCAAAUAUGAUAGCUUACUUGAAUUUGUUAUUGUGAUUUUGGGGAUAUUGUUUGGUUUUUUCCUUUACUUUACGUGGUUUUAUUUUUCU
Saccostrea cuccullata (small rock oyster) is the source of this 3731-nucleotide messenger RNA. RefSeq names its product probable C-mannosyltransferase DPY19L3. NCBI's taxonomy places the organism in Eukaryota, Metazoa, Mollusca, Bivalvia, Ostreida, Ostreidae. Gene Ontology annotation, molecular function: mannosyltransferase activity. The transcript has 13 exons. Gene Ontology annotation, cellular component: nuclear inner membrane. The annotation marks the transcript as partial. The record is from RefSeq and is a predicted model, not a curated record.